CAGGCAGCCCACUCGAACGGGGCAGGCAGGCAGCGAGCGGGGCUCGGGCGGGACGGGCGGGGGACAGGGACGCAGCCUGCGGGGCUGCCGCCGCCCAGCCCGAACCCUGGAUUGCAGGAGCCCUUCACCAUGCCCGGCAGACUGUAGGUGCUUCAUGGAGCAAGCCAACUUCUACGAGGUCGACUCCCGGCCCCCGAUGAGCAGCGGGCAGCACCACCAGCUCCAGAGUCCCCUCGCCUACGGCUACAGAGAGGCUCCCUCGGCCGCACCUGCCGCGGGCGGCGCCGAGCUCGGCGACAUCUGCGACAACGAGAACUCCAUCGACAUCAGCGCCUACAUCGACCCCGCCGCCUUCAACGACGAGUUCCUGGCCGACCUCUUCCAGCACAGCAAGCAGCAGGAGAAAGCCAAGGCCAUCCUGGCCGGGGAUUUCGACUUCCACGGCAUGCACGGGGCCGGGGCCGCCGCCUCGGCGCCGGGGCACCCGCAGCAGCCCCCGCAGCAGCCGCUCUUCGGCUGCGUGGCCGGCUACAUGGACGGCAAGCUCGACCCCCUGUACGAGCGCAUCGCCGCGCCGGGCUUGCGGCCGCUCGUCAUCAAACAGGAGCCCCGCGAGGAGGAGGAGGCGGCGGUCAAAUCGGCCGCGCUGUCGGCGCUGUACCCGCACCACGCUCCGCAGCAGCAGCACCACCACCACCACCACCACCCCCCGUCGCACCUGCAGUACCAGAUCGCGCACUGCGCGCAGACCGCGGUGCACCUGCAGCCCGGGCACCCCACGCCGCCCCCCACGCCCGUGCCCAGCCCGCACCACCCGCCCCCGCCCGGCGCCCUCAAGCUGCUGCCGGCAGACCACCGCGGCAAGGCCAAAAAGACAGUGGACAAGAACAGCAACGAGUACCGGGUGCGCCGCGAGAGGAACAACAUCGCGGUGCGCAAGAGCCGCGACAAAGCGAAGCAGCGCAACGUGGAGACGCAGCAGAAGGUGCUGGAGCUCACCACCGACAACGAGCGGCUGCGCAAGCGGGUGGAGCAGCUCACCCGCGAGCUGGAGACUCUGCGGGGCAUCUUCAGGCAGCUGCCCGAGAGCUCGCUGGUCAAAGCCAUGGGCAGCUGCGCCUAGAGCCGCAGGGACUGCCCCCUCGCUGCGGGGCCGGCGGGCGCCGCCGGCUCUUGUCUUUUCCUUUUGAUUUGGUUUCGUUCCAUUCCUUUGGUUUGUUUUGGUUUUUUUUUUUUUUUCCUUAUUUUUUUUUUUUUUUUCCUCUUUCCCGACCGUUCCCGACCGAUCCGAGAAGCCAGGCAGCUGUAGUAAAGGUUUGUGCCUUAGGGAUGACACGCGAAUAAGCUGAAAACGCGGUGGGUUUUAUUAAGGAGAGAGGAGAGGGGAAGGAAGACGUUCAAAAGCCCACGUGUCUACACAGGGUAAAUAAUAAUAAUAAUAGUAAUAAAGCACACGUGGCAAUCCAGAUGUGCCUUAGAAGGUGGCCGCGGGAGCUCUGGGGCUCCCCGUCCCCUCCCGCCUGGCAGGCCGCGAGGAGAAAUGGGCGCUGGACGUGUGGGUUUGAAGGACGGGACGUCCCACGCGCCGGUGGGCCCGCGGCGCGGCGGGGGAGACGGGCCGGGACGAGGGGGCUCGAGGCCGCCUGGAGCAGCGAGGCGUGGGGCGGCCGCCGGACUGCUGCCGGGACUGCCCCGGCCUGGCUGGGCCUCUGCCCGGCCCUGUGCCGCCGCCGGACAGACGGACAGCCUGGACUGACGGAGCAGCAGCUCGCGAGGGAGGGCGGUGAGCUCCCUCCGUCGAAAGGAAGAGCGGCAGUGUCUUGUACUGUAUGUCACGACGUGGCGAAGCACAAAUGAAUAAAUACCUAUCGAUGCGGGUAUUUACUAUGAACUUCCAGUGUAUUUUGCUUUAUUCCAGGACAUUCAGCUCGUUUCCAAGUCCCCGUCUGCCCAAGCUGUGCCUCAUGUAAUGUGAAAGCCUUUCCGUGUAUACUAGCUACACUUUAUUUUUAUUGCAUUACUUCGAUCUUUGCCAUCACAUGACUUUCUUAUCUGGUGACAGAGACUAUGCCCUUGUGCUGCAACGUUAUUUUAUUAUUUGUGUGGGUGAGUGUGAGUGUGUGUUGGCUUCCCGGCGGCGUCCUGGGCUGGCCGCUGCCUCCGGAGCAGGGCCGCAGGGCUGCGGGACGCCGGCGGAGGUGCUGCGGCACCUUUGGACUCUGGAGCUUCUCCCAGGGUGAGAGAAAAAUAAACCAACAAACAAACAGACCCCCUUCCAGGGAGCGCGGGUGCCCGUGCAGAGCGUUUCUUCCUCGUGUCGUAGCUGCAGAAGAAUUCGCCUGGUUGGAAGAGUUGUGAUGGGAGAGGAGGACAAGGUGGAGAGGUGAAGCUGUUUGAAAGCCUGUGUCUGCGUGUGCGGGGUGCGUGUCUGGGGAUGUAUACAUGUAUGUAUAUGCACACACAUCAGGGGGGUUUUUUA
Molecule: messenger RNA, 2479 nt
Organism: Cuculus canorus (common cuckoo)
Lineage: Eukaryota; Metazoa; Chordata; Aves; Cuculiformes; Cuculidae
Gene: CEBPA
Product: CCAAT enhancer binding protein alpha
Exons: 1
Coding region: 155-1123 (322 amino acids)
Biological process (GO): myeloid cell differentiation; DNA-templated transcription; regulation of transcription by RNA polymerase II
Molecular function (GO): RNA polymerase II cis-regulatory region sequence-specific DNA binding; DNA-binding transcription factor activity, RNA polymerase II-specific
Source: RefSeq, a predicted model, not a curated record